Molecule: messenger RNA, 933 nt
Organism: Pocillopora verrucosa
Lineage: Eukaryota; Metazoa; Cnidaria; Anthozoa; Scleractinia; Pocilloporidae
Source: RefSeq, a predicted model, not a curated record
AUGUCUUUUAAUAACACGGGCUGCACAGUUUUUAGUAACUCCAGUUCUGUUUCCUCGAAUCGCCUGGAAAACCGGCCACCGUUGGGCCUCGAUACCUCAGAAGUGAAAGGUCUUGCAGGUGUUAACGCGGUGGCAAGCAUUAUUGGUACCGUGGGCAAUCUUUUGGUUUGUUUUGUAGUGAAGAAAUUUCGCUUUCUAGGAAGGCCGAAAGCAGAGCUGUUCAUCGCCAGUUUAGCCGUGGCAGAUCUAUUGGUUUGCGUGUUUGCUCAGCCGAUGUAUGUUUUGUUCCUCUAUGGCCUGUUACCCACCCAGCUAAACAUGAUUAGAACAGCAGUGACCUGGAUUUCAACGUUGGUCUCCGUCAGCCAUUUAUUUUCGAUUUCAAUCGAGCGUUUUCUCUCGCUGUUCUUCCUUCACCGACAUAGGUUCUUCAUCACAGAUCACACUAUCUGGAAGUCAAUUGUUUUUACAUGGCUCGUUGCCAUAAGCUUUGGUGCACCGGCCUCGAUUUUGAGAAAAGCACGUCACAUAGCACAGUACUUUGUAAUUGCUAUCUUGCUAAUCAUGCCUGUUCUAUACACCGGAAUAUUUUACAUUGUGCGACUUCAAGGGCAACGAAUUAGAAAACAAAUACCAGCGCAAAAACUUUCAAAUUCUCAAAAAAGCUUCGCAAAAGAGCGAAAGAUUCUCUACAUGAUAGCCGUGGUCGUUGGCGCUUUUUACGUGUGUAUUACACCGCUUAUCGUUCUUCCGUUUUUCUUCAGCGUAGGCGCAUCGCCUGCUGUUCUCAAGCACGCCAAACGCGCCUUUCCUUGGGUCAACACCAUGGCGUUUUGUAAUAGCUCUUUAAACCCAUAUGUCUAUUACUGGAGAAGUUGGCGAUUUAGGUUGGUUAUAGAAAAGAUGCUACGAAGAAUGUUUGAAAAGAGAUGA